GGAGGAAAAGGGGUGGCAUUACCGAUAGCGACUAAGAGACGGGUAGCUGAGAGACUGAGCUCUGACUGGAAAAAAGGGAGAACCUGCACCCCCAAGAGGCCUUAACGCACAGAGCAGCAAGACCCCCCGGGGAGCCGCGGGAGGGCGCAGCGCAGCCGUCAAACUACAACUCCCAGCGUGCCGCGCGCCCGGCGUUGCGCCGCGCCCGCUGAUUGGCAGCCGCGGAUAUUUGAAAGGAGGGGCUGGCGCGGAAAACGAAGGUUACAUUUUGGAUCCUCGCGGAGUACUGGUCAGGCGGCUCUCCGGUGUCAUGAGGAGCUUCAAAGGAGUCAACUUUGGGACUCUGCUAAGCAGCUGGAAGGAGGCUGAAGAGUUGCUGCCCGACUUGAAGGAGUUCCUGUCCAACCCUCCAGCUGGUUUUCCCAGCAGCCGAUCUGAUGCUGAGAGGAGACAAGCUUGUGAUGCCAUCCUGAGGGCUUGCAACCAGCAGCUGACUGCUAAGCUAGCUUGCCCUAGGCAUCUGGGGAGCCUGCUGGAGCUGGCAGAGCUGGCCUGUGAUGGCUACUUGGUGUCCACCCCACAGCGUCCUCCCCUCUACCUGGAACGAAUUCUCUUCGUCUUACUGCGGAAUACUGCUGCACAAGGAAGCCCAGAGGCCACACUCCGCCUUGCUCAGCCCCUCCAUGCCUGCUUGGUGCAGUGCUCUCGCGAGGCUGCUCCCCAGGACUAUGAGGCUGUGGCUCGGGGCAGCUUUUCUCUGCUUUGGAAGGGGGCAGAAGCCCUGUUGGAACAGCGAGCUGCAUUUGCAGCUCGGCUGAAGGCCUUGAGCUUCCUAGUACUGUUGGAGGAUGAAAGUACCCCUUGUGAGCUUCCUCACUUUGCUUCUCCAACAGCCUGUCGAGCGGUAGCUGCCCAUCAGCUAUUCGAUGCCAGUGGCCAUGGUCUAAAUGAAGCAGAUGCUGAUUUCCUAGAUGACCUGCUCUCCAGGCACGUGAUCAGAGCCUUGGUGGGUGAGAGAGGGAGCUCUUCUGGGCUUCUUUCUCCCCAGAGGGCCCUCUGCCUCUUGGAGCUCACCUUGGAACACUGCCGUCGCUUUUGCUGGAGCCGCCACCAUGACAAAGCCAUCAGCGCAGUGGAGAAGGCUCACAGUUACCUAAGGAACACCAAUCUAGCCCCUAGCCUUCAGCUAUGUCAGCUGGGGGUUAAGCUGCUGCAGGUUGGGGAGGAAGGACCUCAGGCAGUGGCCAAGCUUCUGAUCAAGGCAUCAGCUGUCCUGAGCAAGAGUAUGGAGGCACCAUCACCCCCACUUCGGGCAUUGUAUGAGAGCUGCCAGUUCUUCCUUUCAGGCCUGGAACGAGGCACCAAGAGGCGCUAUAGACUUGAUGCCAUUCUGAGCCUCUUUGCUUUUCUUGGAGGGUACUGCUCUCUUCUGCAGCAGCUGCGGGAUGAUGAUGUGUAUGGGGGCUCCUCCAAGCAACAGCAGUCUUUUCUUCAGAUGUACUUUCAGGGACUUCACCUCUACACUGUGGUGGUUUAUGACUUUGUCCAAGGCUGUCAGACGGUUGAUUUGGCUGACCUGGCCCAACUAGUGGAGAGUUGUAAAUCUACCGUUGUCUGGAUGCUGGAGGCCUUAGAGGGCCUGUCGGGCCAAGAGCUCACGGACUACAUGGGGAUGACCGCUUCUUACACCAGUAAUUUGGCCUACAGCUUCUAUAGUCACAAGCUCUAUGCCGAGGCCUGUGCCAUCUCCGAGCCGCUCUGUCAGCACCUGGGUUUGGUGAAGCCAGGCACUUAUCCUGAGGUGCCUCCUGAGAAGUUGCACAGGUGCUUCCGGCUACAAGUAGAGAGUUUGAAGAAACUGGGUAAACAGGCCCAGGGCUGCAAGAUGGUGAUUUUGUGGCUGGCAGCCCUGCAACCCUGUAGCCCUGAACACAUGGCUGAGCCAGUCACUUUCUGGGUUCGGGUCAAGAUGGAUGCGGCCAGGGCUGGAGACAAGGAGCUACAGCUAAAGACUCUGCGAGACAGCCUCAGUGGCUGGGACCCGGAGACCCUGGCCCUCCUGCUGAGGGAGGAGCUGCAGGCCUACAAGGCAGUGCGGGCCGACACUGGACAGGAACGCUUCAACGUCAUCUGUGACCUCCUGGAGCUGAGCCCCGAGGAGACACCAGCCAGGGCCUGGGCACGAGCCACCCACCUGGUAGAACUGGCUCAGGUGCUCUGCUACCACGACUUUACGCAGCAGACCAACUGCUCUGCUCUGGAUGCUAUCCGGGAAGCCCUGCAGCUUCUGGAGUCUGUGAGGCCUGAGGCCCAGGCCAGAGAUCAGCUUCUGGACGAUAAAGCACAGGCCUUGCUGUGGCUUUACAUCUGUACUCUGGAAGCCAAAAUGCAGGAAGGUAUCGAGCGGGAUCGGAGAGCCCAGGCCCCUGGUAACUUGGAGGAAUUUGAAGUCAAUGACCUGAACUAUGAAGAUAAACUCCAGGAAGAUCGUUUCCUAUACAGUAACAUUGCCUUCAACCUGGCUGCAGAUGCUGCUCAGUCCAAAUGCCUGGACCAAGCCCUGGCCCUGUGGAAGGAGCUGCUUACAAAGGGGCAGGCCCCAGCUGUACGGUGUCUCCAGCAGACAGCAGCCUCACUGCAGAUCCUAGCAGCCCUCUACCAGCUGGUGGCAAAGCCCAUGCAAGCUCUGGAGGUCCUCCUGCUGCUACGGAUUGUCUCUGAGAGACUGAAGGACCACUCGAAGGCAGCUGGCUCCUCCUGCCACAUCACCCAGCUCCUCCUGACCCUCGGCUGUCCCAGCUAUGCCCAGUUACACCUGGAAGAGGCAGUGUCGAGCCUGAAGUAUCUCGAUCAGACCACUGACACAUACCUGCUCCUUUCCCUGACCUGUGAUCUGCUUCGAAGUCGACUCUACUGGACUCACCAGAAGGUGACCGAGGGUGUCUCUCUGCUGCUGUCUGUGCUUCGGGAUCCUGCCCUCCAGAAGUCCUCCAAGGCUUGGUACUUGCUGCGUGUCCAGGUCCUGCAGCUGGUGGCAGCUUACCUUAGCCUCCCAUCAAACAGCCUCUCACACUCCCUGUGGGAGCAGCUCUGUGCCCAAGGCUGGCAGACACCUGAGAUAGCUCUCAUAGACUCCCAUAAGCUCCUCCGAAGCAUCAUCCUCCUGCUGAUGGGCAGUGACAUUCUCUCAACUCAGAAAGCAGCUGUGGAGACAUCGUUUCUGGACUAUGGUGAAAAUCUGGUACAAAAAUGGCAGGUUCUUUCAGAGGUGCUGAGCUGCUCAGAGAAGCUGGUCUGCCACCUGGGCCGCCUGGGUAGUGUGAGUGAAGCCAAGGCCUUUUGCUUGGAGGCCCUAAAACUUACAACAAAGCUGCAGAUACCACGCCAGUGUGCCCUGUUCCUGGUGCUGAAGGGCGAGCUGGAGCUGGCCCACAAUGACAUUGAUCUCUGUCAGUCGGACCUGCAGCAGGUUCUGUUCUUGCUUGAGUCUUGCACAGAGUUUGGUGGGGUGACUCAGCACCUGGACUCUGUGAAGAAGGUCCACCUGCAGAAGGGGAAGCAGCAGGCCCGGGUCCCCUGUCCUACACAGCUCCCAGAGGAGGAGCUCUUCCUAAGAGGCCCUGCCCUAGAGCUGGUGGCCACUGUGGCCAAGGAGCCUGGCCCCAUAGCACCUUCUACAAACUCCUCCCCAGUCUUGAAAACCAAGCCCCAGCCCAUACCCAACUUCCUGUCCCAUUCACCCACCUGUGACUGCUCGCUCUGCGCCAGCCCUGUCCUCACAGCAGUCUGUCUGCGCUGGGUAUUGGUCACGGCAGGAGUGAGGCUGGCCAUGGGCCACCAGGCCCAGGGUCUGGAUCUGCUGCAGGUAGUGCUGAAGGACUGUCCUGAAGCCGCCGAGCGCCUUACCCAAGCUCUCCAAGCUUCCCUGAAUCAUAAAACACCCCCCUCCUUGGUUCCAAGCCUCUUGGAUGAGAUCUUGGCUCAAGCAUACACACUGUUGGCCCUGGAGGGCCUGAGCCAGCCAUCAAACAAGAGCCUGCAGAAGGUUCUAGAGUCAGGGCUGAAGUUUGUAGCAGCACGGAUACCCCACCUAGAGCCCUGGCGAGCCAGCCUGCUCUUGAUUUGGGCCCUCACAAAACUAGCUGGCCUCAGCUACUGUACUACCCAACUUUUUGCAAGCUCCUGGGGCUGGCGGCCACCAUUAAUAAAAAGUGUCCCUGGCUCAGAGCCCUCUAAGACUCAGGGCCAAAAACGUUCUGGACGAGGGCGCCAACAGGUAGCCUCUGCUCCCCUGCGCCUCAAUAAUACCUCUCAGAAAGGUCUGGAAGGUAGAGGACCGCCCUGCACACCUAAACCCCCAGGCCGGAUCAGGCAAGCUGGCCCUCAUGUCCCCUUCACGGUGUUUGAGGAAGUCUGCCCUACAAAGAGCAAGCCUGAAGUUCCCCAGGCCCCCAGGGUACAACAGAGAGUCCAGACGCGCCUCAAGGUGAACUUCAGUGAUGACAGUGACUUGGAAGACCCUGUCUCAGCUGAGGCCUGGCUGGCAGAGGAGCCUAAGAGACGGGGCACUGCUUCCCGGUGCCGGGGGCGAGCAAGGAAGGGCCUGAGCCUAAAGACGGAUGCUGUGGUUGCCCCAGGUAGUGCCCCUGGGAACCCUGGCCUGAGUGGCAGGAGCCGGAGGGCCAAGAAGGUGGCAUCAAGACAUUGUGAGGAGCAGCCUCCCCAGAGGGCCAGUGACCAGGCCAGGCCUGGCCCUGAGAUCAUGAGGACCAUCCCUGAGGAGGAACUGACUGACAACUGGAGAGAAAUGAGCUUUGAGAUCCUCAGGGGCUCUGACGGGGAAGAUUCAGCCUCAGGUGGGAAGGCUCCAGCGCCGGGCCCUGAGGCAGUUUCUGGAGAAUGGGAGCUGCUGAGGCUGGAUUCCAGCAAGAAGGAGCUGCCCAGCCCAUGCCCAGACAAGGAGAGUGACAAGGACCUUGGUCCUCGGCUCCGGCUCCCCUCAGCCCCCGUAGCCACUGGUCUUUCUACCCUGGACUCCAUCUGUGACUCCCUGAGUGUUGCUUUCCGGGGCAUUAGUCACUGUCCUCCUAGUGGGCUCUAUGCCCACCUCUGCCGCUUCCUGGCCUUGUGCCUGGGCCACCGGGAUCCUUAUGCCACUGCUUUCCUUGUCACCGAGUCUGUCUCCAUCACCUGUCGCCACCAGCUGCUCACCCACCUCCACAGACAGCUCAGCAAGGCCCAGAAGCACCGAGGAUCACUUGAAAUAGCAGACCAGCUGCAGGGGCUGAGACUUCAGGAGACACCUGGAGAUGUCCCCCUGGCCCACAUCCAGCGCCUCUUUUCCUUCAGGGCUUUGGGAUCUGGCCACUUCCCCCAGCCUGAAAAGGAGAGUUUCCAGGAGCGCCUGGCUCUGAUCCCCAGUGGGGUGACUGUGUGUGUGUUGGCCCUGGCCACCCUCCAGCCCGGAACCGUGGGCAACACCCUCCUGCUGACCCGGCUGGAAAAGGACAGUCCCCCAGUGAGUGUGCAGAUACCCACUGGCCAGAACAAGCUUCCUCUGCGUUCAGUCCUGAAUGAGUUCGAUGCCAUCCAGAAGGCACAGAAAGAGAACAGCAGCUGUACUGACAGGCGAGAAUGGUGGACGUGGCGGCUGGCACUGGACCACAGGAUGGAGGUUCUCAUCGCUUCCCUAGAGAAGUCUGUGCUGGGCUGCUGGAAGGGGCUGCUGCUGCCGUCCAGUGAGGAGCCCGGCCCUGCCCAGGAGGCCUCCCGCCUACAGGAGCUGCUACAGGAAUGUGGCUGGAAAUAUCCUGACCCCACUCUGCUGAAAAUCAUGCUCAGUGGUGCCGGUGCCCUCACCCCUCAGGACAUUCAGGCCCUGGCCUAUGGGCUGUGCCCAACCCAGCCAGAGCGAGCCCAGGAGCUCCUGAAUGAGGCAGUAGGACGUCUACAGGGCCUGACAGUACCAAGCAAUAGCCACCUUGUCUUGGUCCUAGACAAGGACUUACAGAAGCUGCCGUGGGAAAGCAUGCCCAGCCUCCAGGCACUGCCUGUCACCCGGCUACCCUCCUUCCGCUUCCUACUCAGCUACUCCAUCAUCAAAGAGUAUGGGGCCUCGCCAGUGCUGAGUCAAGGGGUGGAUCCGCGAAGUACCUUCUAUGUCCUGAACCCUCACAAUAACCUGUCAAGCACAGAGGAGCAAUUUCGAGCCAAUUUCAGCAGUGAAGCUGGCUGGAGAGGAGUGGUUGGGGAGGUGCCAAGACCUGAACAGGUGCAGGAAGCCCUGACAAAGCAUGAUUUGUAUAUCUAUGCAGGGCAUGGGGCUGGUGCCCGCUUCCUUGACGGGCAGGCUGUCCUGCGGCUGAGCUGUCGGGCAGUGGCCCUGCUGUUUGGCUGUAGCAGUGCGGCCCUGGCUGUGCAUGGAAACCUGGAAGGGGCUGGCAUCGUGCUCAAGUACAUCAUGGCUGGUUGCCCCUUGUUUCUGGGUAAUCUCUGGGAUGUGACUGACCGUGACAUUGACCGCUACACGGAAGCUCUGCUGCAGGGCUGGCUUGGAGCAGGCCCAGGGGCCCCCCUUCUCUACUAUGUAAACCAGGCCCGCCAAGCUCCCCGACUCAAGUAUCUUAUUGGGGCUGCUCCUAUAGCCUAUGGCUUGCCUGUCUCUCUGCGGUAACCCCAUGGAGCUGUCUUAUUGAUGCUAGAAGCCUCAUAACUGUUCUACCUCCAAGGUUAGAUUUAAUCCUUAGGAUAACUCUUUUAAAGUGAUUUUCCCCAGUGUUUUAUAUGAAACAUUUCCUUUUGAUUUAACCUCAGUAUAAUAAAGAUACAUCAUUUAAA
This is a messenger RNA of Symphalangus syndactylus (siamang), 6837 nucleotides long. It is a transcript of the gene ESPL1, whose product is annotated as extra spindle pole bodies like 1, separase. NCBI's taxonomy places the organism in Eukaryota, Metazoa, Chordata, Mammalia, Primates, Hylobatidae. The record is from RefSeq and is a predicted model, not a curated record. Gene Ontology annotation, biological process: proteolysis; meiotic chromosome separation. Gene Ontology annotation, cellular component: mitotic spindle; centrosome; nucleus. Gene Ontology annotation, molecular function: cysteine-type endopeptidase activity.